Armigeres subalbatus is the source of this 1646-nucleotide messenger RNA. It is a transcript of the gene Lsd-1, whose product is annotated as lipid storage droplets surface-binding protein 1. Gene Ontology annotation, biological process: positive regulation of triglyceride storage; lipid storage. Bases 150 to 1430 code for a protein of 426 amino acids. The record is from RefSeq and is a predicted model, not a curated record. Gene Ontology annotation, cellular component: cytosol; lipid droplet. Lineage: Eukaryota; Metazoa; Arthropoda; Insecta; Diptera; Culicidae. The transcript has 7 exons.
GAUCAUCUUUAAGUUCGGAACACCCCUAGUCCGAAGUCGUUUUCUUGUGCGUGUCGCCCGAAGCCGGCCGAGGGUCAUCGUCAUUGUUCAAACAAUCGAUACCUACUGCAACAAUGGGUUAGUUACGAUAGUUCCUUCAAGUGUCAUCGAUGGCACGUGAGAGUGUGCCUUUUAGAUAUGUUGGCGUUGCCACUGCGUGUGACAUGUGUCCAGUGCAUCAGAAGCUGAAGCGCCAAAAUUCGGGUCUCCCACGGAUGGAGUCCAUAUCUCGCUUCGGUAGCAUUCCGGUGGUGGAAACUGGACUGAAAACCGCCAACACAGUUUAUCAAAAGGUUAAGGAGAGCAACGGUUUGUUCAACUGGGGAUUCGAAACGGCCGAGGCCAUUACUUACGCUUUCGUGGACUCUUUGCGACCGGCUGCGAAGCUGAUCGAAGGACCAUUGCAUCGUUUGGACUACUUAAUGUGCAGAAGCUUAGACUUUGUCGAGCAGAAAGUUCCCUCAAUGUAUCUUCCUCCGGAGAUGGUGAGUAGUGUGAUGUACUGGAACACCAAGGAGUACAUGUCAGAUCGUUUGGUUAAACCGGUGCUCAGCCGAGCGAAUUCUAUGAAGCAUCUCGGGCAUGCAGUGCUUGAAUCCCGCGUAUCGAACUAUGCAGCAGGACGUCUGGAUGGGGCUCUGAAUGUGUGCGAUAAAUACGUGGAACGAUACCUUCCAGUAGAGCCGGAACCCUCCGCAGAUCAGCCCGACUCCCGCAAUCCAACGCAACAUCCGUCUGAUGACUCGCACGUUAUUCAAACCAUCCACCGUGGCCAGCUUAUCUCGCGUAAAUUGAAGCGCCGACUCACAUUCCGCACCCGCCAAGAACUGACAGCCCUGAAGAAACAAAGUACCGAAGCCGUGCACGUGGUAUUCUACGCAGCGGAACUAAUCGCCACCAAUCCACGCUUGGCCAUGCAGAAAAGUGUCGAACUGUGGCAGUACCUUAGUGCCGACGAGCCGGAAAAUCAAGCCCGCCCCAAAACCCUCGAACAACUGGUGGUCCUGCUGACACGUGAAUCCGUCCGGAAAAUGGUUCAUCUGAUAAACUUCACCGCUGGCACCGUUACCAAGAUCCCCAAGACUGUUCGUUCACAGACGCGCGAGCUGUUGCAUCACAUGAUGUUUGCCACCAAUCGGCUGAUCAAGGCAGCGCACCUGGAAAAUGCUAAGAAUGCGACGAUUACAGAAGCUACUGGACUGAUGCACCGCAUUCAGCACACAUAUGAAGAACUACAGAACCAAACCAAUGUGACUCUGGAACGUUUAGCAGUCUUUCUUUCCGGUCGUUUGGAAGCAGAGAAGAUCACAACGACCGACAACCCCCGGCGACGGAUCCAAAACCGAGCGCACAAUAAUCCAAUGCAUGCUAGCAUCAAUGGCGUUUAUUAGUGUGCGGACGGCCGAAGUUCUGAGCAGGCAACUACGCGAGGAUCCAUCCCACGAGCCCCUGCCCCUGGUGGACGGAAUGCACUGGAUCAAUGGACGUGAUUGACAUAUGUUAUUGUACUAAACUUUGCAACGCAGGAGAAUAAUGUUUGGUUUAGGUAUUAAUGUUAUUACUUGUACUUGUUAAUAAACAUUCCAUUUCAAUUAAAAUUCACAAAA